CACAGCCUGUUGCUUAUUCAUUCAGAGUGGGAAAGCGCCAGACCAGCGGCCAGCCAGUGCCGGGCUGGCCAUGUAAGGCCCCCAGGCGGUCCUGCCUGUCCGGUGCCCUGCGGAGAGCCUCUUGCAGCCCUGGGCACCGCCCCUGCCCUGCCCUGACCCCUUGGCCUCGAAAUGCUGUCAUCGGAGGAGCGGUCCCGCUCGGGACAAGGCCAGGAUGGACAAAGCUAGAGCUGGGGCAGGCAAGGAGCCGUCCUGUCCUCGAGGCCGUGGGAAGAGAAGCACGCACAGGGGGGCCGCUCUUGAGAGCCUCCUGGUCCACCAGGCCUCUGCAGAGGACCCACCAUGUCUCUGGCCCGAGCCCGCUGGCAGCUGGGAGCCCUGGUGUGGGGCGCCUGCCUCUGUGUUCUGGUGCACGGGCAGCAGGCGCAGCCGGGGCAGGGCUCAGACCAGGGGCGCUGGCGGCAGCUGAUCCAGUGGGAGAACAACGGGCAGGUGUACAGCCUGCUCAACUCGGGCUCAGAGUACGUGCCGGCGGGGCCGCAGCGCUCUGAGGGCAACUCCCGGGUACUCCUGGCGGGCGCCCCGCAGGCCCCGCAGCGGCGCAGCCAGGGGGGCCUCCGGCGUCGGCAGGCCCCGUCCCUGUCCCUGCCCCUGCCCGGCCGCGUCGGCUCGGACACAGUGCGCGGCCAAGCGCGGCACCCCUUCGGCUUCGGCCAGGUGCCCGACAACUGGCGCGAGGUGGCCGUCGGGGACAGCACCGGCAUGGCCCGGGUCCGCACCUCUGUCUCCCAGCAACGGCACGGGGGCCCCGCCUCCUCGGCCUCGGUCUCGGCCUCGGCCUUCGCCACCACCUACCGCCAGCCGCCCUCCUUCCCGCAGCAGUUCCCCUACCCGCAGGCGCCCUUCGUCAGCCAGUACGAGACCUACGACCCCGCGUCGCGGACCUACGACCAGGGCUACGUGUACUACCGCACGCCGGGCGGCGGCCUGGGCGCCGGGGCCGCGGCCGCGGCCGUGGCCUCGGCGGGGGGCGUCUACCCCUACCAGCCCCGGGCGCGCUACGAGGAGUACGGCGGCGGCGGCGGCGAGGAGCAGCCCGAGUACCCGCCGCAGGGCUUCUACCCGGCCCCGGAGAGGCCGUACGCGCCGCAGCCGCCGCAGCCCGCCGACGGCCUGGACCGCCGCUACUCGCACAGCCUGUACCACGAGGGCACCGCGGGCCUCGAGCAGGCCUACCCCGACCCGGGCCCCGACGCCGCGCAGCCCGGCGGCGACGCGCGCCUCGGCUGGUACCCGCCCUACGGCAACGUGCCGCCCGAGGCCUACAGCCCGCCGCGCGCCGUGGAGCCGCAGCCCCCCUUCCGCGUGCUGGAGCCCCCCUACCUGCCGGUGCGCAGCUCCGACGCGCCCCCGCCGGGCUCGGAGCGCAGCGGCGCGCAGCAGGGCCGCCUCAGUGUGGGCAGCGUGUACCGGCCCAACCAGAACGGUCGAGGUCUCCCUGACUUGGUCCCAGAUCCCAACUAUGUGCAAGCAUCCACUUACGUCCAGAGAGCCCACCUGUACUCCUUGCGCUGUGCUGCAGAGGAGAAGUGUCUGGCCAGCACAGCCUACGCCCCGGAAGCCACAGACUACGAUGUGCGGGUGCUGCUGCGCUUCCCCCAGCGCGUGAAGAACCAGGGCACCGCAGACUUCCUCCCGAACCGGCCGCGGCACACCUGGGAGUGGCACAGCUGCCACCAACACUACCACAGCAUGGACGAGUUCAGCCACUACGACCUGCUGGACGCGGCCACAGGCAAGAAGGUGGCUGAGGGCCACAAGGCCAGCUUCUGCCUGGAGGACAGCACGUGCGACUUCGGCAACCUCAAGCGCUACGCCUGCACCUCUCACACGCAGGGCCUGAGCCCGGGCUGCUACGACACAUACAACGCAGACAUCGACUGUCAGUGGAUUGACAUAACUGAUGUGCAGCCCGGGAACUACAUCCUCAAGGUGCACGUGAACCCGAAGUACAUUGUUUUGGAGUCGGACUUCACCAACAAUGUGGUGAGAUGUAACAUCCACUACACGGGUCGCUACGUUUCUACGACAAACUGCAAAAUCGUCCAGUCCUGAUCUCAUGGAGGGUGUACAGAUGGCCAACCUCCCCACCUCCCAAAGCAGGCCCUGCUCCCCAGGCAGCCUCCCACCAGGACAAGCCCGGCCGGGGGGCCCAGCCCCACCACCCACAGGCCGGGGCAGCUGGACCCCGAGAGCAUCCUUCCCUGCCCGCCUCAGGGAGCAAACGUGGGCUGAAACCACAGGGAUUCCGGAUGCCAGGCCCAACUGUGUACUUAACUUUCCCCUACAACGUUAUUUUGUCGGUCGUUGGUUUUUAUUUUUUAUAUUUUGGCCACACCACAGCAAGAUUGCCCAGGCCUGGGCUGAAUAAAACAAGGUUUUUCUAC
Molecule: messenger RNA, 2447 nt
Organism: Vicugna pacos (alpaca)
Lineage: Eukaryota; Metazoa; Chordata; Mammalia; Artiodactyla; Camelidae
Gene: LOXL1
Product: lysyl oxidase like 1
Biological process (GO): collagen fibril organization; peptidyl-lysine oxidation
Molecular function (GO): protein-lysine 6-oxidase activity; copper ion binding
Source: RefSeq, a predicted model, not a curated record